CAUCUCAGAUAUCACGCAACUCUUCCUGAUCUGCCGCCCUCCCCUGAGGCCCCUGUUGACACAGGACGCCCACCUCCUAUGCAGUUACAUUUAGGGAGGCAGGUUCAUUCUAUUCUUGAAGCUAUCUCCAGUUGGAAGAGUUGCAGGAGUGCCAAAUGGAGGUGUACAGAAAGAAGGGCACACUUGCCAUUGUCGGACUUGUGGCUUUGUAGUUCUUUAACUGUUUUAUUUUUUUAAAGGAGGGUUGUUUUUUUUUUAUCUUUAGGGGUAUUGGUUUCUGUUGAUUAUUUCUGGAUUCAUUAUAUAUUUCUAAAUAUUAUUCAUUUAAAUAUUUACAUCAACUUUGUGGACGUUGGCAGCAGUGAUAUUUUUUGCAUUACACUGACUUCCAACUGGUUGGCAUUAGUUUUUGUUGCCACCAUGAGUUCUGUGGAAGCUAGUCCUGGAUUUGAUUUAAUCCAGGUCAGGAUUGAGUCUCUAAGCAGCAAAAUGGACACGCUCAUUAGCAUCCAGGAGAAAGUCCUCUACCGUCUGGACAGCAUGUCUGAGGAACUGGUUGGGAUAGAACGAGACAUGGAAACUCUGAAAGUAGACAAGGAGGAGAUGCCUCCAGCAAGCCGCACUAAGGGACCAGCCCGAGGCAUUGGCGGAGAGAUGAAAGAAAUGUGCCAAGAAAUGAACAGCAUCAUGACAGCCGUAAACAAGCGUUCAGAACAGCAGACCCAGAAGCUGGAAGGCAUGGAGAGGCUCGUGAUGAGCAUCCAGCAGGUGGUCAGCUUCAUCGGGGAAACCGUCAAGACUUCCAAAAUCACAGAACUCAUGUUCAAGGGGCCAGCAGCACGCAAGAGCAAAGCAGCAUUAGCCCCAGGGUGCAAGAACCAGGAUAGCAAACAUGGUGCUAAGAGACAGGCCUCAGGUGAGCCUGUACCAGGAAAGAAAACUACCUCUACUAAACCAGAAGCGUUAACCAUGACAUGUGAGCCCAGCAGCCCGGAGUCUACUCAUAAGCUAAAGCUUCACGGACCAAAGCAUUUCCUUUCCUCAAAGAAAUCCUUCAAAUUUCUUCGCUCAUCCUUUUCAUUGACUUCAAAAUUGAAGGAUCACAAGUUUAAAGAUGGGAAGGAGAAGGGUCAACUGAGCUUUAAGGGGCUGAAGGCGCAGAAGAAAAAGAAGCCCCCAGACACUACAGACUCUGCCUCUGUGAGGAAGCAGGCCCUGCUUCUGGAGGAGGUUCAGAAGCUUAACAGAGAGAAUGCUGAGCGCUCAAUAUCAUCCACAGCAUCAGAAGCUGAGGAGCCCCUCAGCCAAAACCUUCUGGAUUUCAUCCUGGAUCAAGCCAAAGUUCCUGUGGUCGAGCUUUUACCAGACAGCCAGGAGAGCAGCAUCGAGUCAGUAGAAGAGGAGGAGAAAGCGGAGGAGGAGAAAGCGGAGGAGGAGGAAGCAGAGGAGAAAGCGGAGGAAGAGAAAGCGGAGGAGGAGAAAGCCGAAGACAUUCAGGAUGAAGCGGAUGAGAUGGUUGACAAAUCCGAAGAGGAGCUCAAAGAGGUGGUUGAAGAAGAGAGCAAAGAGGAAAAUUCUGCCAUGGUCGAUGUUAUGGAGGCUGAGAACACUGUGGCACCACAGAGCGCUGAACCGGUAUCGCUGCACGAAGUCACCACGAGCAGCGAACACCGUGCGUCAGAACCGCAGACCUGUGAAAAAACCAGCCAGGAAGCCAACGAAGACCAAACGCAUGCUCCGGAAGAUCUGUGUGGCGUUUUCAAAGCAGGCGAAGUCGAAAUCCAUUUAGAUUUCAGCAAAAAGAAGAAAGAGGAAGAGGAACAGUUUGACGACAGCGAGUGCGAGCAGUUCUUCAUCGACUGCACCCCUCCAGCGGCAGCUCCCUUCAGCCACCGUGUGGUUUCGGCCAAACCCAACCAAAUCAGUAACUUCUACACCAUCAACCACCAGGAGAUCCUCGGAGGAGGACGUUUCGGUCAGGUGCACAAAUGUAUCGAGAAUUCCUCUGGACUCACUUUGGCUGCCAAGAUCAUUAAAACACGGAAUCUAAAGGAAAAGGAGGUGGUGAAAAAUGAGAUUCAGGUCAUGAACCAGUUGGACCAUGCCAAUCUGAUCCAGCUCUACGCCGCCUACGAAUCCAAGAACGACAUCAUCCUCGUCCUUGAAUUUGUGGAUGGUGGUGAGCUCUUCGACAGGAUCAUAGAUGAGAACUACACACUGACUGAGCUGGACACGGUCAUGUUCGUCAGACAGAUCUGUGAGGGUCUGCGCCAUAUACAUAAAAUGUACAUCAUCCAUCUGGACCUGAAGCCUGAGAAUAUCCUGUGUGUUAGCAGACUGACCAACAAAAUCAAGAUCAUUGACUUUGGACUUGCAAGAAAAUACAAUCCCCGGGAGAAGUUACGAGUGAAUUUUGGCACACCGGAGUUUCUCGCACCGGAGGUGAUCAACUAUGACUUUGUUUCUUUCAACACGGACAUGUGGAGCCUUGGAGUCAUCACAUACAUGCUCCUGAGUGGUUUGUCUCCGUUCCUCGGUGAUGAUGAUAAUGAGACACUGAACAACAUCCUGGCCUGCCAGUGGAACUUUGAGGAAAGCGAGUUCAAAGGCAUUUCAGACGAGGCCAAGGACUUCAUCUCCAGACUGCUUGUCUACAAUAGAAGUUGGAGGAUAGGUGCAGGUGAAGCUCUGAAGCAUCCUUGGCUUUCAGACCCAUUGCUCCAUCAUCACCUGCACACAAAGAAGAACAUGUGUCAAUCACGUAGAAAUUCGUGUGUUCCUCCACCCGAGAGCUAAUAUCUGGCUUUGUUUCUGCCAACUGAUGCUAUCUGGACCAAGCCUGCUGUGCUUCUAAUUACUGGACAGUACUUGUAAAACUACCUACCUUAUGCUGUUUGGGUAAUUUGUUGCAGAAAUAUGUCCCAUUCUGGUAAUUGCAGUCACAGAUCAUUAUGGUUAACGUCAUUAUCCGUUAGUUAAUAAAGUGCGUAGUUAAAUGGUAUAGCAUCUCAUAACCCAGUCUUCCCCAAACACCAUAAGAUCUUAAAGAGAUUAUUUGGGAUAUUUUAUUAGGAGUUACAGUGAUCAGAAAUAAUAAUCAUAACUGUUCGGUUUUUCCUGGAUUUUUCCCACCAUUUGCAUUUUUAAAAGCAUUUAGAGUACCACUUUACAAUGAAUAAGUAAGGAAUAACAGACUUUUGGGGUGUGCAUUUAUAGGAAAAUAGUCAAAUAUUAGGAGGUGUGAUGAAGUGGAGUAAGUAACAGAACAUCCUGAAGUGUUUCAUUCCUCUUUCACCACAGCAGUUUACAACUAUUUAUUAAUUAAAGAACGACAGAAUGACAUUAUUAUUUUUUAUCCAUUAUAGAUACGUUUAACAUCGUGGAAUACCCACAAAACCAGGAAGUGGCUCCGUCACCAGACGUCAUUCUUUCUCUUAGCGGUUAUCAAAACACAAAACACACAGCUUGUCACGUUAUCAAGAAAAUGAAAGUCUCCUGGAGACUGUUUCCUGUGGUGGAAAACAUAACGUUACAGCUUUAACACUGGAGACUCCUUCCAACAACAUUAAAUAAACAGUUGCUUACAGAUAACUUAAUCAUGUCAACGAUGAUACGUUUUCGUUUCUGUCGUUAUAUAACAAGACCGUGUGUUGUUGCUACGAUGACGCCUUAGAACGAGUGCAUCAAUCAAGCUCUGAUUUGAGAAUUCAACAUAGCUGUCGUAGAAUAAAUGUUAUUGAACGUACUACUAUAAUAAAUGAGCAUGUAUAAAGAUAAAAGAAUCGUGACUGGAAUUACCCGAGGGCGCUUGAAGUGUUUGUUACUGUGUAUUAUGUGCGUAGCUUAAGCAUGGUAUUGCAGACUACUAUGACAACAAUGAAAAACAAUGAAAAAAAAGCAAAAAUAUAUAUUUUUUAUAUAUAGUUUGAUAUAUAUGUAUGAUGACGUAUGAUAGAGGUCUUGAUUUAUACCUAAAAUUCUACAUUAGAUCAUAUUAAUUUAGGGAUGCAUGAUCUCUUGCAGUGUUUCUGUACAUAAUUAUUUUUUUCUGUAAUGGUACAAUAUGACCCUUUUCUCUGUGGUACACUGUGUAAAGAAGUAAAUAUUCAAGCGUCUUGACUUACUGUACUGUGACGACCGAUUAACCCAUGACAUUUCAGAGUGUAAUCUCUUCAUCUUUAUAUGACGAUGCAUUAAAUCUGAUGAGGUGGGAUCGUAAAAAAAAAAAAAAAAAAUGUCCAAACACUAUUUAUAUUGUCUUUCUUUCUUUCUUUCUUUAUUUCUUUCUUUCUUUAUGUUUUUGAUUAUAAUUCGUUCUUUUUUUUAUUAUAAAAGUUUGCAAAGCUAAAAGAAUUGAUAUUAUUUGUCGGAAGAGCGGAAGUGUGAAAACACCCGAGUUAAUUACUGAGUAAAUUGUCUGUGAUGUUCAGGAUUGAGCUGCACAUUGCUCUGUUAAGCUGCAUUCUGUGCACUUUAUGACUUCAUUUUUAUUUAUUUAUUUUUUUUUUACAAAUUUACAAGAUUAACAGCCGAUACAAUUUUACCACAAAUCAUGUAACUUUUCCAUACUUUAUAUGUGUGAACGAUGAACAGGAAACAUUUUAAAAGUUACAUUAAAGUAAUUUAAGUCUUA
This is a messenger RNA of Ictalurus punctatus (channel catfish), 4633 nucleotides long. It is a transcript of the gene mylk4a, whose product is annotated as myosin light chain kinase family, member 4a. Gene Ontology annotation, cellular component: cytoplasm; nucleus. The record is from RefSeq and is a predicted model, not a curated record. Gene Ontology annotation, biological process: positive regulation of apoptotic process; intracellular signal transduction; protein phosphorylation. Gene Ontology annotation, molecular function: protein serine/threonine kinase activity; ATP binding. The transcript has 15 exons. NCBI's taxonomy places the organism in Eukaryota, Metazoa, Chordata, Actinopteri, Siluriformes, Ictaluridae. Bases 421 to 2796 code for a protein of 791 amino acids.